CGACUGCGUGUCCUGUGACCAGUAUUUAUGAGCCAAUCCUCUAUCUCUGAAUAUCCCUGACUAGACUCCGUACAGGUCAGAUCUUCACUCUAAGCUCUGCAUCCGGAAAAGCCGACUGCCCAUGGGGAAUCCCCGCAAAGUCGGGGCGAUGAUGGCCCGAACGAUCCACCGCGAGCUGCCUUCAGCCUACGGAAUGGCAUCCAACAUGCCGUUGCUUGUCACCGACAUCCACAACCGUCAAGAUCGGCGUGUGGAGUACUGUAUCUCGGGGUAAAUCUCUCACGAUGCCCGGGGAAGCAAACCCCAGAGCCGAAUAUUAGAUCGGUCCGUUCCCUUCGCCGCACCUGGGGUAAUUUUCUGCCAUUGUUUGUCUGUGAGCAAUUACAUUCAGACAGAUAGACAGAUUGGUAGUCAAAAUGCCGCUCUGGAAACAUGACUUUCGAGGCCGGUCCUUGAUCAUCGCCAUCACCCUGGCCUCCUGCCAGGCCUUCCUGUUGCUGGGUUUCGACCAGGGAGUGAUGGCCGGCAUCAUCGGCGCCGAUAAUCGGUUCGGUCGUGACUUCAAUAAUCCCGACGCCGACAUGCAGGGGAAUAUCACCGCCCUGUACGAUAUCGGCUGCGUGCUCGGCUCCAUCGUGGCGUAUUUCGUGGCCGAACGGUUGGGUCGUCGCACCAUGUUGAUUGCCGGUGGUUCGAUCAUGAUCAUUGGCACCGCUAUUCUGGCGUCGUCUUUCACCGUCGCUCAGUUAAUUGUCGGGAGAAUCGUCACCGGCAUCGGCAACGGCAUGAACUCGUCCACCGCGCCCGUCUAUCAGUCUGAGCUGUCGCCGGCUUCGUAUCGCGGUGCGUUGCUCACGCUGCAGGGAACUGUGACUAUUCUCGGCGUGGUGAUCGCCUACUGGAUGGACUACGGCACCAGUUACACCGAAUCCUCACUGCAAUGGCGCUUCCCGCUCGCCUUCCAAGCCGUCUUCGCCGUCUGCCUCGUCCUCCAAGUCAUCGGACUGCCCGAAACGCCUCGCUGGCUGGCCUCGCGCGACCGAUUCGAAGAAGCCCGCGAGGUCAUCGCCGCCAUCGAAGAUAAGCCCGUCCAUGAUCCCUCCGUCAGCGCCACCGUCGUCGACAUCCGCGUCAACCUGGAGGAAGAACACAAGGGCGGCCCCUUCAGCAUCAAGGAGCUGUUCACCUGGGGCGAGAGCCAGAAUCUGCGUCGCCUGCUCAUUGUCAUCUCUAUCGAGCUGGGUCAGCAGUUUAGCGGGUCCAAUAUGAUCAAUUAUUACGGGCCGGUUAUGUUUCAGGAGACGAUGGGCAUGGAUCGUAAUCUGGCGAUGAUUCUCGGCGGUUGCAUUCAGUGCACGUAUCUCGUGGGCUCGGCCAUUCCGGUCUUUCUUAUGGAUCGCUUCGGUCGUCGCACGUUGCUGCUGAUCAGUACCGUCGGACUGUGUUUCUGCUUCGUCAUGGUCUCCAUCCUGCUGUCGCUGGGCCAGACGAAUGCCGCGUACGGUGCGACUGCCUUCAUCUUCGUCUUUCAGCUGUUUUACGGCUCCGGAUGGCUCUGCGUGCCGUGGUAUUAUCCCAGCGAGAUCUGCUCGAACCGUAUCCGCAGUCGGAUGCAGGCGAUCGCGUCCGGCUGGAACUGGAUGGCUGUGUUUGCGGUGGUGAAGAUCACUCCGAUUGCUUUUGCCAACAUCGGGUGGAAAACCUUUGUCAUCUUCGCCGUGCUCAACGCCGCCUUCUUCCCCAUGGUGUACUUCUUCUAUCCCGAGACUAAGGGUCUGGAACUCGAGGAUCUCCCGCUGCUGUUUGCCAAGGGCGGAUUCACCGGAGGCGUGUUCUCGUCCAAGGGUGGCCGCACGGUGCUGCCGGGUCAGCAUGCGCAGGAGCGGAAUGUGGAUAAGAAGGUCGAGGAGGAGCAGGUGCAACAGGUGGAAAACGUGGAAUAGAGGAUCUACGAUUGAUGAAUUAUGUUUUGUUAUUCGGUUUUUAUAGUAUAGAGCGAAUGUCAUUAUUGGGCAUGUAUUGCCGUACAUGGAAGAGCACCA
Messenger RNA from Aspergillus melleus, 2042 nucleotides. Its product is annotated as sugar porter family MFS transporter. The transcript is spliced from 3 exons. The record is from RefSeq and is a predicted model, not a curated record. NCBI's taxonomy places the organism in Eukaryota, Fungi, Ascomycota, Eurotiomycetes, Eurotiales, Aspergillaceae. Gene Ontology annotation, molecular function: carbohydrate:proton symporter activity. Gene Ontology annotation, cellular component: membrane. Gene Ontology annotation, biological process: carbohydrate transport; transmembrane transport. Bases 417 to 1943 code for a protein of 508 amino acids.